AUGUCUACUACACGGCGCAAAACGCGUGUUGUCUGCAUAUCAGAUACGCACAACCAGACGCCCAAGUUGCCGCCCGGCGACGUUUUGAUUCACGCAGGUGACCUGACGAAUCAAGGAAGCUAUACCGAAUUGAAAAGAAAGGUUGAAUGGCUUGAGAAGCAAGAUUUUGAGGCGAAGAUUGUGAUCGCUGGUAUGAAGAAAUAA
Molecule: messenger RNA, 204 nt
Organism: Alternaria burnsii
Lineage: Eukaryota; Fungi; Ascomycota; Dothideomycetes; Pleosporales; Pleosporaceae
Product: metallo-dependent phosphatase
Exons: 1
Coding region: 1-204 (67 amino acids)
Source: RefSeq, a predicted model, not a curated record